Lolium rigidum is the source of this 606-nucleotide messenger RNA. RefSeq names its product abscisic acid receptor PYL9-like. Lineage: Eukaryota; Viridiplantae; Streptophyta; Magnoliopsida; Poales; Poaceae. Gene Ontology annotation, molecular function: abscisic acid binding; protein phosphatase inhibitor activity; signaling receptor activity. The record is from RefSeq and is a predicted model, not a curated record. Gene Ontology annotation, cellular component: cytoplasm; nucleus. The transcript has a single exon. Gene Ontology annotation, biological process: abscisic acid-activated signaling pathway. The coding region runs from base 1 to 606 and encodes 201 amino acids.
AUGGAGGCGCACAUGGAGCGGGCGCUGCGGGAGGGGGUGACGGAGGCGGAGCGCGCGGCGCUGGAGGGCACGGUGCGCGCGCACCACACCUUCCCGGGCCGCGCGCCGGGGGCCACCUGCACGUCGCUGGUGGCGCGGCGCGUGGCGGCGCCGGUGCGCGCCGUCUGGCCCAUCGUGCGCAGCUUCGGCAACCCGCAGCGGUACAAGCACUUCGUGCGCACCUGCGCGCUCGCCGCGGGCGACGGCGCCAGCGUCGGCAGCGUGCGCGAGGUCACCGUCGUGUCCGGCCUCCCGGCCUCCACCAGCACGGAGCGGCUCGAGAUCCUCGACGACGACCGCCACAUCCUCAGCUUCAGCGUCCUCGGCGGGGAGCACCGCCUCCGCAACUACCGCUCCGUCACCUCCGUCACCGAGUUCCAGCCCGGCCCCUACUGCGUCGUCCUCGAGUCAUACGUCGUCGACGUGCCCGACGGGAACACCGAGGACGACACCAGGAUGUUCACCGACACCGUCGUCAAGCUCAACCUCCAGAAGCUCGCCUCAGUCGCCGAGGAGUCCGGCGCAGGGGCGGCGACUGGGUCUGGCGGAUCGCGGCGGCGGAGCUAG